This is a messenger RNA of Hypoxylon fragiforme, 3146 nucleotides long. RefSeq lists its product as uncharacterized. NCBI's taxonomy places the organism in Eukaryota, Fungi, Ascomycota, Sordariomycetes, Xylariales, Hypoxylaceae. Gene Ontology annotation, cellular component: nucleus; cytosol; RISC complex. The record is from RefSeq and is a predicted model, not a curated record. Bases 491 to 3136 code for a protein of 881 amino acids. Gene Ontology annotation, biological process: regulatory ncRNA-mediated gene silencing; mRNA catabolic process. The transcript is spliced from 2 exons. Gene Ontology annotation, molecular function: nuclease activity; RNA binding.
CCUUUUGAACACCCAAGAUCCAGAUCCCUCCCCAAUCAAGCUCCUAUCCAAUACCCCUAGCUCUUUUUUUGCAUCACCCAACGGACCUGCCUGUCAUUACCAAGCAAGCGCAAAGGCUGUGUCCCUCGCCUUGAUCAUGUAGCUUGAUCAUGUAGCUCCCCGGGCUGCACAUGGUCUAGGAUCAUUCAUCAUCCAUAUACCUUUUCCCACCUUGCCACACACUUCGCCAGCAUGCAUGAACAGGUAACGCAAGCUUGAGAACUACGUUCGUGCUAGUGAUAUGACAUAUCACUUGUUUAUGAUAUUGACCUAUUAGGUACCUAACCUAAUAGGUAGUAUCAAGCAGCUUCGCUUCUUAGGUGGCUUUGUUCGUGGUGAGGAUGAUGUCCUCAGCUGAGCUCAGCUUCAUUUAAAGAUUUCUGGGAACUCCCACACUCCUUGUCUACCUCUCUCUGGUCCUAUCGCCUUAAUCAAUUUCGUUACCGGCAACAUGGCGAAACAAUUCUUUGCUAACGUGAAGUCCGUCCUGAGCGGUGACACUCUGGUCCUGACCAGCCAGAACAAUCCGAGUGCAGAACGAAUUUUCUCAUUGGCAUUUGUCACCGGCCCUCAUCUAAAAAGAGAGGGCGACGAGCCAUUCGCCUUUCAGUCACGGGAUUACUUGCGCAGCCAUGUCGUUGGUAAGGCUGUUCAAUGCACCAUCCUCUACACCAUCCCUACAUCUGGAAAGGAGUACGGCAUCGCCCAGCUUAAGGAUGGAACUCAGCUACCGGACGAGUCAGUCAAGGCUGGCUGGCUGAAAGUUAGAGAAGACGCAGGCCGAAAAGAGGAGGACGAGGAAAUUCUGCAACGACUUGAAACACUUCGCUCAUUGGAAACGCAAGCUAGGACCGAAGGAAAGGGACUUUGGGAAGGCGUUGGUGGGGUGAUCGAAGUCCAAAACGACAUUAGUUCCCUCGAUAUGGGCCAAUGGAAGGGAAAAACUGUUGACGGCAUCGUUGAGCGCGUCUUGAGCGGUGAUCGCUUGCUCAUGCGCCUGAAGUUGUCUGACAAGAAGCACUUGCAGGUCAUGACACUUGUCGCCGGUAUUCGAACACCAACUACGGAGAGGGUUAACCAGUCCACCGGCCAAACUCAGCCAGCUGAGGAAUUUGGAAACGAAGCGCGACAAUACGUCGAAGUAAGAUUGCUCCAACGUGACGUCAAGGUCGAAAUAGUUGGCACGAGUCCGCAAGGACAGCUCAUUGCGUCUAUUCUACAUCCCCGAGGUAGCAUUGCGGAAUUCUUACUCGCCGAUGGACUAGCAAGGUGCAACGAUUUCCAUUCUACUUUGCUAGGGCAGAAGAUGGCUUCUCUCCGAGCGGCUGAAAAGAAAGCCCAGGCUAGCAAGCUACGUCUGCACAAGGAUCACGUCGCCAAGGCCGAAGGAGGCAGUUCGUCUGACAUGAUUGUCUCAAAAAUUCAAGGAGCCGAUGCGAUAUUUGUUCGUACGAAGAACGGUACCGAAAAGAGAAUCAAUCUUAGCAGUGUUCGAGGUCCUAGAACCAACGAGCCGUCGGAGGCUCCUUUCAGAGAUGAAGCGAAAGAAUAUCUCCGAAAGAAGCUCAUUGGAAAGCAUGUCAAGGUAUCAAUCGAUGGACAUCGGCCUGCGAAUGACGACUUCGAGGCCCGCGAUGUGGCGACAAUAACUGAGAAGGGCAAGAACAUUAACCUCCAGUUGGUUCAAGACGGCUGGUGCUCCGUGAUUCGGCACCGUAAAGAUGAUACCGAUAGAGCCCCAAAUUAUGAUGAAUUGCUUGCGGCCCAGGAGACUGCGAAGGAAGAAAAGAAGGGAAUGUGGUCUGGAAAACCGUCCAAGGCUAGAACGUACGUUGAUGUCUCGGAAUCGGUACAAAAAGCAAAGAUUCAACUCUCUACUCUUUCGCGUCAAAAGAAGGUGCCAGCCAUAGUCGAUUUCUGCAAAGCCGGUUCUCGAUUUACUGUCCUGGUUCCCCGGGAAGGUGUCAAGCUCACCAUGGUGCUCGCCGGUGUCCGUGCCCCACGCGCACCCCGAUUACCCCAAGAAAAGGGGGAACCAUUUGGACAAGAAGCGCUUGAACUUGCUAACCGUCGGUGUAAUCAACGCGACUGCGAAAUUGAUGUCCACGACAUAGACAAAGUUGGUGGUUUCAUCGGUGAUCUAUAUAUCAACCGCGAAAGCUUCGCCAAAAUAUUAGUUGAAGAAGGCCUCGCAUCUGUCCAUCAGUAUUCGGCAGAGAAGGCCGGCAAUGCCAGCGAACUGCUAGCUGCCGAGAAGCGUGCUAAAGAGGGACGCAAAGGCAUGUGGCACUCUUGGGACCCCUCACAAGACGAAGAAGCCGAAGAAGAAAACGCGCCCGUGGAAAGUUCGAAUGACGCUACGCCGCUGGACAAGAAGGCCGCCGAUUAUCGGGAGGUCGUCGUCACUAACAUCGACUCAAAUGGCAAACUCAAGAUCCAAGAGAUUGGUAAGGGAACUUCAGCACUAGAAGUCAUGAUGAACGAGUUCAAGAAAUUCCACCUCGACUCGAAGAACAACAAACCCCUAGCCAACCCUCCAAAGACGGGCGAGUUUGUCGCGGCCAAGUAUUCUGCUGACGGUCAGUGGUACCGUGCGCGUGUGCGCUCGAAUGAUCGAACGGCCAAGGUCGCCGAGGUUCUCUUCGUCGAUUACGGUAACAGCGAGAAGGUCCCGUGGUCUAGCCUCCGACCACUGGAUCAGCCGCAAUUUUCAACGCAGAAGCUCAAGGCGCAAGCUACGGACGCAGCGCUGUCCUUCAUCCAGCUUCCGACCGCGUCUGAUUAUUUCAAUGACGCUCUGCACUUUAUCAAUGAAGUGACAGACGGCAGAACGCUGGUAGCCAGUUUUGACUUCGUCGACUCGAAAGAAGGCCUUAGCUAUAUCACAUUGUUCGACGAGAAGGCGGGCACGACCUUUGCAGAUUCGAUCAACAAGGAGGUUGUGGCUAACGGCCACGCCAUGGUCCCCAAGAAGCUGAAGGCGUGGGAGCGGGGCCGCGCAUCUGAGGAGGUGCUCAAAAAGUUGCGUGAGGUCGAGACCCAGGCAAAGGCUGACCGCUUGGGUAUGUGGGAAUAUGGUGAUAUUACUGAAGACUAAGCAGCCCCCC